Molecule: messenger RNA, 660 nt
Organism: Pseudozyma flocculosa PF-1
Lineage: Eukaryota; Fungi; Basidiomycota; Ustilaginomycetes; Ustilaginales; Ustilaginaceae
Exons: 5
Coding region: 1-660 (219 amino acids)
Molecular function (GO): GTPase activity; GTP binding
Source: RefSeq, a predicted model, not a curated record
AUGUCGAACCCAGCAGGCGCCACCACAGCCGAAUUCGGCCAGCCCCUUCGCAAGUUCAAGCUCGUCUUCCUCGGCGAGCAGAGCGUCGGCAAGACUUCGCUCAUCACGCGGUUCAUGUACGAUACCUUUGACAACACCUACCAGGCCACCAUCGGCAUCGACUUCCUUUCAAAGACCAUGUACCUCGAGGACAGGACGGUGCGGUUGCAGCUCUGGGACACGGCGGGCCAGGAGCGCUUCCGCUCCCUUAUCCCCUCGUACAUCCGCGACUCGUCGGUCGCCGUCGUCGUCUACGACAUUACCAACCGCGCAUCGUUUCAGAACACGUCAAAGUGGGUCGACGACGUGCGGGCCGAGCGCGGCAACGACGUCAUCAUCGUCCUCGUCGGCAACAAGACUGACCUGAGCGACAAGAGACAAGUGACGACCGAGGAGGCGGAGAAGAAGGCGCAAGAGUUCAACGUCAUGUUUAUCGAGACGUCGGCCAAGGCGGGCCACAAUGUCAAGGUGCUGUUCAAGAAGAUUGCCCAGGCGCUGCCGGGCAUGGACAAGGACGCCGACGCGGCCAAUGGCGGUGCCGCCAACCCGAACAAGAACAUCGACGUGACCGCGCCUCCAACCCAGACGACUAUGGAGGACGGCUCGUCGUGCAAGUGCUGA